AUGACCGUCGCCUUGCUUCUCCUCCUCUCGGGAGUAUCGCUUGCGGCAGCCCAUUGCGCCGAAGACAACUGCCUUCGCGCCCUCAACGCGACCCAGACUCCAGGCCGCCUCGCCUCUGCACAGGCUUUCUGCGCGACCUUCACCCGCCCGCUGGCGGCGGCUAAUACCUCUGUCCCAGACUAUGCUUCCGAGAACUGCAGCGGUGCCUCGGGCCCGGUGGCGUCAUCGAGGCUGUCAAGCGCGUGCUCGUGUAUCGCGCCUAGGGUUACAGAAGCUAGCAGCACCUCUAGGCCUUUGUCUGUCACUGUGACGACAACGAUGGUCAAUCCGACCUCGACGUCUGCGCACGGCGGCGAGCGUCCUACGGGGGAACCCUGCGCGAUCAUCAGCGAGUUUUGGGCCAAGGAAGUGGCGGCUGCCAAUCCCAAUCCGAGUGUGAGUGCGAAGCUGGCCCACGACUGCCUCAGGUCGGUGCCACUCCACAAAGAAGCAGCCAUCACCCUCGUCGACGCCAUCCGGCCCUACCUCGAGUGGCAGUCCAAUCUCGCGUACCUCAAGAACCCGCCGGUAGGAUACGAGCCCGAGCCUUUCGAUCCCGUCGGGCACCUGCAGAAGGUCCGGGAGAGGCUCGUCGCGGACGCGUACAGCGGCGAGCUGGACUUCCAGGAGGACCUCUUCGAGAUGACCGCCAAGACCCGCGACGGCCACUUCGCCUUCUUGCCGGACGCGUUGACCGGCGUCUUCCGGUUCAGCCGGCCCUUCCCGCUUGUGUCGUAUGCCAAGAACCCCUUUUCCACGCCCGUCAUCAAGAUCUUUGAUGAGGUCAAGGCUGUCGGUAACAAUGCCACAACCGUGUUGCGGAUCAAUGGCGUCAGCGCCUCGGCAUUCGUCCAGGGCCUCACCGACCGGGCGUCAACCUGCCACGACCCGGACGCGGCUUACAACGAAAUGUUCUACUCCCAGGCCAUAGAGUGGUUCGGCACCCUGGGGACGUUCCAAAAGAUGGGGUGGCACAAUUAUCUGUAUCCUGGCGAGAACACGACCGUGGAGUACACCACGGGUGAGGUCAGGACCGCCGCCAACGUUGCCUCCAUCCAGGAGCCCUUUUUCAACAUAACGGAUGGCGAGUCGUUUUAUCAAAGAUUCUGUGUGCCUGCACCGGGGCGGUCGGUCUCGCCAGGCGGCGCUGCUGCUCCGACAGCACCAUCCAGGAGAAGCGUGGUGCAGCUCGGACAGUACCCGGAACCCGUGGUGAAGAGUUACGACAACGCGGUAUCGGGCUACUAUCUAAACAGCGAAGGGUUUGAAGAUGUGGCGAUCCUCAACGUUGUCCACUUCGCCGUGAAAAGCAGCGAGAUCUUCCAGAAGUCCGUCGAUUCAUUCUUCGAAGCCUGCAAAAAAGCAGGAAAGUCGAGGAUCAUCGUCGAUCUACAAAUGAACCCAGGGGGCUAUGUCCUCCAAGGAAGCGACCUAUUUCGUCAGUUCUUCCCGCACAUCGAGCAGGAUGCGUUCACGCGCUGGAGACUGAACGAUCAAUUCCGGACGAUGGCGGAGGGCUAUUCUGCCGCGGGCGACCACAUUGAACCCGGUGAUCGAAACAGCACGGCAAUUCGGUCACUAUGGCACAACGUGUGGAAUUACCGCACGGAUCUGAACAUGACAAACCAGCCGUUCGAGUCCUUCGAAGCCAAGUUCGCACCGUGGACGUGGGCAGGCGACGCAUACACGGCUCUCAUCCGAAAUGACCUAAACGACAGCCUCACGACCACUGUCGGUUUCGGCAUUGAUAUCACCGGGUAUGGGAGCCGAAAGAACUUCACCCAGCCUUUCGAGUCUAGAGACAUCGUCCUCCUGACAGACGGCUUCUGCGCCUCGACUUGCUCCGUCUUCGCGUCCGCGAUGAAGAGCCAAGGGAAUGUGAAAACGAUUGUAAUGGGCGGCAGGCCCAAUGGCGGACUCAUGCAGGGUGUUGGCGGCACAAAAGGAGCCCAGAUCCUCACCUUCGAGGGUAUUUUCGAAGCAUCACGCACACUCAUGGAUACGAGUUACACGAACCUGUCCUCAAAGCAGGAGGCAUCCCUGUCGCAGCUUACCAGUUUGCCCUUCGAAAGAAGCACCGUUGCGAGCCUUAACGUUCGCGAUCAGAUUCUGCGCAACGACAUCAACACCGGUAUUCCAGCUCAGUUUGUCAACGAGCCGGCUGAUUGUCGCCUUUAUUGGACCCUGGGUAUGCUGAGUGACGUGAGGGAGAUCUGGAAAGCCGCGGCCAACUCAGCGUGGAACGGUGGUGGCUGCGUCGCCGGAACAGGCUUCGGGAAAGCGAGGCCCAAUGUUCCGUCGUCGUUCAAGGCGACCGGAGCGGUGGCCAGGCCGCAGACCAAGGUGAUAUCCGCGCUUGAUGUUGGUUUGGAUCAAGAUGCCUUGGAUCGAGAACCCGAUUGGCGACCCGAAACCUUCAUGUUCUAA
Colletotrichum navitas is the source of this 2466-nucleotide messenger RNA. RefSeq lists its product as uncharacterized. Gene Ontology annotation, molecular function: serine-type peptidase activity. The coding region runs from base 1 to 2466 and encodes 821 amino acids. The record is from RefSeq and is a predicted model, not a curated record. Gene Ontology annotation, biological process: proteolysis. The transcript has 2 exons. NCBI's taxonomy places the organism in Eukaryota, Fungi, Ascomycota, Sordariomycetes, Glomerellales, Glomerellaceae.